Messenger RNA from Eupeodes corollae, 4134 nucleotides. It is a transcript of the gene Zn72D, whose product is annotated as zinc finger RNA-binding protein 2. The coding region runs from base 200 to 2998 and encodes 932 amino acids. Gene Ontology annotation, molecular function: double-stranded RNA binding; single-stranded RNA binding; zinc ion binding. Lineage: Eukaryota; Metazoa; Arthropoda; Insecta; Diptera; Syrphidae. Gene Ontology annotation, cellular component: precatalytic spliceosome. The record is from RefSeq and is a predicted model, not a curated record. The transcript has 2 exons.
CCUUCCGAACACAUCCCAUUUGUCAUUGUGAAUUAACCUGGCAAAUUAUUGAAAAAAAGUGCGAAGUGAAAAAUUAAAUAAAAGUGUCCGUACCAGCUUCGUAUUUUCUUUCAGCCAAAUUCGUAUCAAAAACGAUACAAAACUGAAAUAACGCGGCAAGCCAGCCAAGCAUUCUCCAAAUCCUCACGGUUCGCAAAGAAUGGCAACAAACAACUAUUUCCCGUACGGCGGCACGCAAUACGGUGCUGCGGCCUCCAGUCCUCCGGUCGGCUACUCGGCCAACCAGGCGGGCUACGCAGUGCCAUCAGCUACGCCCACUUCCUACAAUGCCCAGCGAACGGGCUAUGACCAGAGUUACACAACAGCCAGCGGAAACGCAACCUCGUUCCCGGCCGCCGCCGGCCCGGCCGCUGCGUCAUCCAACUAUGGCUACGACUACAAUCGCACCCUGCAAUCCUAUGACUCAUCCAAGACCUACUACCAGCAAGCAGCGAGCUACUCGAGUGCCCCCACUGUGUCGAAGACCCAUUACUCGGCUCCGCCAGUGAGAAAUCCUACUCCUGCGGCCGCUGCCAAGAUGACGGCUAACCCAGCAGCUGCCAACGGUGCCAAAGAUAAGAUCAAUGCCGGCGGUGCCAAGCCGGCGGCGACCGCCGCAGCAACAGUCGCACCAUCGUACUCCAACUACGAUGCGGCCCUGUAUAGCGCAGCCACCAUGUACGUGGCCCAACAACACAGCAAGACCCCCGCGGGCAACACCAACUGGCAGCCAUUUAAGAAGCAGGGCGCCUCCAACUCUGGCGGACACAAAAUGAGGGCAAAGCCCCCACCACGGGUACAGCAACUGCACUAUUGCGAGGUAUGCAAGAUCAGCUGCGCUGGACCGCAGACCUACCGCGAGCAUUUGGAGGGCCAGAAACACAAGAAGCGCGAGGCUAGUCUGAAGAUGCAGGCCAGUGCCACCACAACCACUCAAAACCGUGGCAACAGCUACCACUGCGAGCUUUGCGAUGUAACCUGCACUGGCAACGACGCCUAUGCGGCCCAUGUUCGGGGAUCCAAGCAUCAGAAGGUGGUUAAACUUCACCAGAAACUGGGCAAGCCCAUUCCCUCAGACGACCCAAAGAAGAUGAGCAAAAUAAACUUUGUCCCAGCUGGAACUGAAGCCACUGACGCAGCCACCAAAGACGGAGUAGUCAAAGCGGAUGGCGGAGCCGAUGGUACAGCCGCGAAAACAGCUGCGAGCGACGAUGGCGCUGCUGCCUCGGACAAAAUCAAGCCAGUGGGAGUGGAGUACAUUGAGGAGAUGAAGGACGAUGAGGGCAAAAUCCUCAGCUUCAACUGCAAGCUCUGCGAUUGCAAGUUCAACGACCCCAACGCCAAGGAGAUGCAUAUGAAAGGUCGUCGCCAUCGGCUGCAGUACAAACGCAAGGUCCAGCCCGACCUGGUUGUAGACUACAAGCCCACGCUCCGACAUAGGAGGCUGGCAGACGCACGGGCACAGAGAGCAAUGAUGCAGGCGGAGUUCGGCAAUGGCAGGCGAGGCAGCAAUUUCGGGACGAAUGAGGAGUCCGGCGACGGGAUGAUGUAUUGGGAUGAACGUCGCCGCUUCGACGAAGAGUUCGACUACGGCAACUGGAUGCAGCGUGGCUUCCAAGGCGUCGGUCCGAGAGGCGCUCCAUUUAUAGGCCGUGGAGCCGGUGGUCCUCCUGGACACCCAUUCUUCGGCAUGAUGCCCGGUCGCAGGCCGGAGAGUACUGACGAUCGUCACGCCAUCGCCAGGCACGCCGAGAUUUAUCCGAAGGAGGAAGAGUUGAAGACCAUCCAAAAGAUCGUUUCAAACACUGAGCGUGCUUUGAAGUUUGUAUCUGACGUUUUCGAGGACAGUUCCCAGGAGAACGGCAAGAGUGCGAGUAAUGCCAGUGGCACCGGCACCGGGAAUGGGAAUGGAACCAGCAGCGAGAAGAAGCCCGAGGAGAAGGUAGCCAACAUCAAGGAUGGCCGUGACAAUCAAAUGUUUUCGUUCCAGAAAGAAAAUGAGAAUGGAGCCAACACUCCACGUUUGCUCAAGGGUGUGAUGCGGGUGGGCUACCUGGCCAAGGGUCUCCUGCUGCAGGGCGAUAGUCUGGUCGAAUUGGUCGUGCUGUGCUCGGAGAAGCCGACCUUGGGACUGCUCAACCGCGUAGCCGAUGAACUACCAGCCAAACUGAAAGAGGUCUCAUCAAGCAAUAACACCAAUGAGGCGGAAUACAGCGUCGAAUUGGCGGUGGAAGAUUCAGCGAUCCUAGUGUCGGACGAUGCGGUUACUGUGAAAAUAUGUCUAACGUCUCCGCUGUUGCGGGAAUCUCAGGAUGCUGCCGGCGCCGGAGCCGACGAAAUUCCAGAACUGCCACAAAAACCAACAGAUUUUCUGCCCCGUGAGCCAUGUCUACAGGCAUUGGCCGAGUUGCGCCAUGCCAAGUGGUUCCAGGCCCGAGCAACUGGCCUACAGUCGUGCGUCAUGGUCAUCCGGAUACUCCGUGAUCUGUGUCAAAGAGUGCCCUCCUGGCAGGCCAUGAACCAGUGGGCUCUGGAGCUUCUCAUCGAGAAGGUAAUCUCCUCGGCUGGAUUCCCACUAAGUCCCGGCGAUUGCCUGCGUCGCAUUAUGGAAGCCGUUUCCACAGGUCUACUCAUCAACGGGCCAGGUAUUCUGGAUCCCUGCGAGAAGGAAUCUCGCGACGCCCUCGAUGGCCUAACCAAACAGCAACGCGAAGACCUUACCGUCUCUGCCCAACAAUUCCUCAGACUUAUUGCAUUUAGACAGAUCUUCAAAGUGCUCGGCAUGGACCAAUUGCCGGUUGUUAAGUUCCCCAUGCGUCCGUGGCGCCUCAAUCGCAAACGUCGACGUUCCAUCGGCGAUGGCAACAAUGACGAAGACAAGCCCGACGAGAAGCUAUCAAAGAAGGAGAACGGUAAUGGUGGUAGUAGUGGUACCACUACCUUGGCCUCCGCCGAUUAAGUCCUUCACACCUCCGCAAUAAGAAUGAAUACAGAAAACAAUUGGGGUAUUUUUUUUAAUAUUUAAGAUUUAGUACUUAUUAUUCAUAUAUAUUCUAAUAUACAUAAAUAUAAUAUUAUAUAUACAAGAUAAGGUAGAAACUGUUGGAUAGUUGAAAAAUUCUUGGAAUCUUUUAGCUCUCCUCAAAAACAAAAUUCAAUAAAUUUGAAGAUAUUUUAAGAAAAAUAAAUUCAAUGUUCCAACCUUUUAAAUGAAUUAAAUCCACAAUCAAAAAAAAAAAAACAAUGAUUCCAGGAUUUUUUGUGUUAAUUAAAAAAAAACAGUUCCUGCCUCUGUCCUGUAUUUCAGUUUAAAAUCUCUAUAAAAACAAAAAGAAAGAAUACAGAACAAACAAACAAACUUAUAUACAACUUGCAAGGCCGAUAGUUUAUAACCUUUGACUUUAAAAAACAAAAAAAAUUAUAAGAAAACUUAAAACACUUUUGAUCCAAUGUGAGAUCGCCUAAAAGAGAAAAUUCAAAUGGCAGUUCCGCCCGCGGUUCGUUAAAUUUAUAAUUUAUUUAUUUGAAAAGAAAAAAAAAACAAAACAAACGCGAGAUAUUUAUUUAUAAAGAAUAAAAAAAAAAAAAAGAAAAAACAUAACUACAUAGAUAAUAGCAACUAUUCUCUAUUUGCAACUUAAUUGACAAACAGAAUCAACAAUAACUACGAUUAUUUCAAUAAUAGCGAGUGAUUAAAUGAUAAAUUGUUUAACUUUUCUUAGACGAGAUGCAUUGAGCAUUGCCGAACAAAUGAAAGAAAGAGAGACGAGACGAGAAACCGUUCUAAAGUAGAAGAAAAAUAAACUAAAUUCAAAUAUGUUAUAGAUUAAAUCAAAAAUUAUAAACAAUUAUAAGAAAAUCAUAAAAUCACAAAAAAAAAAACAAAAGAUAUCUGGAAGGAAAUGAAAAUGAAAUUACUCGAGAUAUAAAUUCUGAUCUUCUUCUCGUCACACUAAAAGAAACAAACAAACGUAAAACACACGAGUGUAGAGUAGAGAACUUUUUGGUAUUUCUCUGUGGCUCUCUGUGUUUUUGAUUUGAUGUCAACUUAGAUGUGUUUUUUGAAAUAAUAAAAAAUUAGUAAAACAAAAAAAA